Molecule: messenger RNA, 528 nt
Organism: Rodentolepis nana
Lineage: Eukaryota; Metazoa; Platyhelminthes; Cestoda; Cyclophyllidea; Hymenolepididae
Source: the annotation of a GenBank genome assembly
AUGAGACAGAGGUGGAAAAGGUCGAAUAGGGUUAUUGCACAGCAAAGCACUAGGAAGUUGGAUGAUGGGUUCAGACCUCAUAGAAAGCAGUGGGUAUAGUCUCGGGCUUUUUAUUCUCCUCAAUUAAUGGGUAUGAAGGUAAGGUUUCCUCUUCAGUUUGCGUUUUUUGAACAUUCGGAACAGGCGGAUUCGAAGAGGAAAGCCCUGAAGCACCCAAGAUCGGAGUAGGAGGAUAGAACUGUUGCUGUUGUUGCCUUCGUUGCUGCAUUUGAUACUGACGAUAUUGCAUCCGUUGAGACCGCGUCUGACGCAUUCCCGAUGGUGAAUACCCGCGUUUGGAAGAGGGUGGAGGUGGAAGACUUGAAACAAUUGGGGAAGCCCCACCUCCAAUGCAUCCUUCUGAGGGUUCCUCUUGAAGGUCAGCAGAAGGUCCACACACCUGCCAGAAACCACGAACUGGUCCGGGUGUACCGUAGGGUGCUUGAGGAGACGCAGGUGUUUGUGGAGGCAAUCUUUGGAGCCGUGUAA